Messenger RNA from Aureobasidium namibiae CBS 147.97, 1467 nucleotides. RefSeq names its product putative cytochrome P450. The transcript is spliced from 2 exons. Gene Ontology annotation, molecular function: heme binding; iron ion binding; monooxygenase activity. Lineage: Eukaryota; Fungi; Ascomycota; Dothideomycetes; Dothideales; Saccotheciaceae. Bases 1 to 1467 code for a protein of 488 amino acids. The record is from RefSeq and is a predicted model, not a curated record.
AUGAGCGAACUCAUAAAACAACUUGGCUAUGCCUUGGUUGUUAUUGUCCUUACAACUAUCUUCUAUCGCUUCAACACCAAGCAGCAACUCUCCUUCCCAAUCGUCAACUCUUACUGUGGAGACCGGGAUCAGAAGAAAGCUCAUCAGCAGUACCAAGCGAAUGCAAAGGAGCUGAUCGCCAAUGGCAUCAAAGAUCAUGGUAGCCCGAUCGUCAUCAAAACACCUCAAGGCACGAAGCUUAUUCUGCCCUCUUCGCUUACUGAGUGGGUCAAGAACAACAAAGAUCUUGACCACGUAGAGCAUGUCAAAGAAGACUACUUCAGCGGGUACCCUGGUUUUGAUGGGCAGACAGCACUCCACCAUCCAAGUCAUAUUUUGACCACCGUUAUCAAGUCCAAACUCUCAAAGAACGAUGGUGCCGUGCCUGUGCUCAAUGCGCAUAUCGUCGAAGCAUUGGGUCAACGAUGGACAGAGUCUGAAGCUUGGCAUGCCAUCGAUUGGCAUCAAGACACUACGAGCAUCGUUUCAACAGCAGCAGCCUCGAUCUUUGUUGGUCCCCGCCUAGCGAAGAAUCAAGAAUGGGUGGAUCUCACUGUCACAUAUGUCUUGGAUUUCUUUACAGCCAUCGGUCAACUACAUCAGUGGCCUGCAUCGUUGAGACCCAUCGCACAACGCUUCAACGCUCUGUCCAACAGGUGUCGGUCUAACAUGAAACGUGCUCGCAUCAUUAUGCAGGAAGAGAAUGUCAAGAGGAAUGCCGACCGCGCCAACAGCCAUGUUGACUACAAUGAUGCUUUCGAAUGGAUCACGAAAGCAGCUGGUGGCCGCCCAGUCGAUAUGGCCGCCCAGCAGCUGGGUCUCGGAGUCGCUGCACUUUUUACGACUUCCGAGGCCUUGAGACAAACCAUUCUAGAGAUUGCCGCACACCCUGAUCUCAUCUCUUCUCUGCGUGAGGAGAUCGAGCAAGCUGUCUUGGAGUCUGGAUGGACCAUGGCCGCCUUGUUCAAGAUGAAACUGCUUGACAGUGUGAUGAAGGAAGGCCAGCGAACUUUACCGCCUAUUGUUUCUCUCGAGCGCAAAGCCCUGCGCGACACAAUCAUGCCCGACGGUGGCAAAGUGCCAAAGGGCACCCACAUUGCAGUGGACUCGUCGUUGAUGUGGGACGAGAACAUCUACAACUCUGCAAAAACCUUCAAGGGGCAUCGCUAUCUUGAACUCCGCGACUCGGGAGCGUCUUCGCAAGUCUUCACGGCAUCGAGCAAGGAACACACAUCCUUUGGUCUAGGCAGAUCGAUUUGUCCCGGUCGCUUCUUCGCCGAUACCGAGUUAAAGUUGUGUCUUGCUCACAUGUUGCUCAACUACGACUUGCGAUUGCAGGAAGGAUAUAAGCCGAAGCCAAUGUAUUCCGGCUUUUAUGGAAUGGUGGAUCCAUUCGCAAAGAUUGAAGUGCGUCGUGUCCACAAAUAG